Messenger RNA from Leptidea sinapis, 3519 nucleotides. RefSeq lists its product as uncharacterized. Gene Ontology annotation, cellular component: membrane. Bases 199 to 804 code for a protein of 201 amino acids. Lineage: Eukaryota; Metazoa; Arthropoda; Insecta; Lepidoptera; Pieridae. The transcript has 3 exons. Gene Ontology annotation, biological process: vesicle-mediated transport. The record is from RefSeq and is a predicted model, not a curated record.
CACUUUAGGGCCUACGCCACGGUUGUUCAAUGUUCACUUGUUGAUAAAUAUUUUUAACAAGGUAUCAAUCAGGUUAAAUUCAGAUUUUUUAUUCACAUGACUAUUUUUAUUGUGGCUUAAACUUUUUUGUGUGCUAUUGUUAUGAUAUUUUCGCGAUUACUUUACUGAGUUGUAGUGUAAAUUAGUAAUAAAUUCGAGAUGGCCAAUUUGAAGUCCGAUUUAGACGACUAUUUACUACAAAACGAGAAUCGAAGGAGCUUUAAGUUUGGCUUACCGUUUUCAACACCAAAAUUUUUCUCAAGAAAUGAUGACGAAUCUCCAAGCAGUAGUAACACGACAGCUUCUUGGUUUGAGGAAGUUCAAAAGGAAUAUUUCACAUUGAGCCGAACUCAGAGGUUUAUGGGUUUUGGUAUAUGUUUAUUCUUUGGCUUCCUAUGUUUCAUAUUAUCAUUCCUAUACAUACCAAUACUGUUGCUACAAGCAAGGAAGUUUUCUCUACUUUUUACAUUGGGGAGUCUAUUCUUUAUACUAAGCUUUAGUUUCCUGUAUGGACCUUGGUCUCAUCUUAAAUCACUAUUUUCAAAGGAGCGGGCACUAAGCACAAUUUUUUAUGGAUUCACUCUCAUAGCAACACUUUAUUGUGCUCUUCAUCUACAGAGCACACCACUUACAGUUAUUUGUGCUGUGUCGCAAGUUAUUGCGCUUUUGUGGAUGAUGAUGGGAUCCAUACCAGGAGGCUCCUCAGGAAUGAGGUUCUUUGGCAGCAUGUUCAAAUCCACUGUGUCAAACACAUUGCCAAUAUAGCAUAUAAUAAACUUUGUUUGUUUUUAAUUUUAAUUAAGUAAUUAUUGAAGGAAAUAUUCUAUGGAAAUUUAAUUCUUAGCCCAAUUGUACACUAACUGGCCAUAAGUUCUGUUACACAUAAUGAUGUCCUUUUUUUUGUUGGAAAGUUCUUGAUGACACAAGCUUAAAACUGUGAGUUCGUUUCUAGGUGGUUAGGAUGAAAAUAUCAGCUAUAAAGCUAUUAAAGCUCUUUUCAGACUACGAUAUAAUAUAUAGUCCAUAGCACAACAAUAUUGUGCACCAUACAUUAUUAUGGACAUGUUCACACUUCACUAUUUGAUAUAUUAUUGGCUUACUAUACGCAAUAAAAUUGUGCUUGUGCUGAGUUCAUGUUGUGCUAUAUUGUGUGCAUGCCCUUCCGCCUUCCAUAUUCAAAAAGUUUGAAAUUACCAUGUCCUCCUCUGAACUUUAUAUGAUUUGAUAUUUUUGUUCUUUCAUGGCAUUAACGACAAGAUAAUGUCAAAUUUUGCAUUGUCAUCAAGCAAUGAGCUUUUAAAACUAGCCAUUAUUAAAUCCAUUGUGUCGAUUGUGUGCACACUCUUCAAAGAUCGUGGUCAUCUGAGCUUGCCAUAUACUAUAAAUACUUGUGAUUAUAUCCUGUAAUGUGAACACCAUGCUAUAUCUAUUUACCAUAGUCUGAAAAGUGCUUAAGAGGAAAUGUAAAAGGAAAUCGAAUAUUAACACAUUCAAAUGCUUUUAAUUAUCGUUGUAACAUUCUGUUAAUUAUGUUAUAAUAUCAGAAUGUUUAGUUCUAAUUAUGGCAGCACACAGACUAGUAAAAAAAUAAGGACUCUGUGUCACCUUACAUAACAGUGUAGCACCAAAACAAGCCAAUUAACGAGUAAAUAAAUAGCGCCACGCGCACACACACUACUCCAGGCCGAUAGGCGGCCAUUAUGAGAAUUGUCAUCGUAAGUGACAGAUUAGUUUGCAUCUCAAUAAAAUAUUUUAUAAAUGUCGUUGUGUGUUGUGAAAAAGUGAAAAAACAAUACUGUAUAAGUAUUUGUGGCCAUAUAUGAUUAUUUAAGGGAGGAAAAAUUGUGUAACUAGUAUCCCCCGUAACCGCAUACACACUAGCAUAAUGGUGCUUCACUUGCUAAUAUCACGGCGCAGAGUCCUUCUUUUUUUACUCGUCCGUGUGGCAGCUUAAAUUAAUUCUACAAAUUUUUUUAUAUUGGGAACCAAAACAGAAAUAAUAGUGUGCUUUUAUUCAAUUAUAGUUUUGUGUGCAUUAUUAUUUUUGUAGUUAAAUAAAAAAAUUGUAAGUAAUCAAUACAACACAACAACACUGUAAGUAUCCUAAUGCCUUACUUGUGGAAUUAUGUAAGAACAUUUUGAAAUUAAUGCUUUAAGUAAAACUUGCAUAAUACUUGAACAAUACUUCCACUUAACAUUCGUUGUUAACUUAAACACUUAACUUGUGUGUUACUUGCAUCAUCAAACUAGUUUGGUAACAAUUUAAUGUUGAUGAAAAAACUAAUUCUAUUUAUUUUUCAUGGAUAAUGUUUCAUAUACAUAAGUUAUUGUAUCAAUAAUUUCUCAUAAAAUUUACCAUGUCAAGUACUUAUUUAGCACAAUUUUUUAUGAUUUAUAUUAGCACAAAAUUUCGUUUAGCAUUAUAUGUAUAGUUAAGAUAUUAGGUACAAUAAUAAUUAUUAUUUCCCUGGAAAAAAUCGAAAGAUGAAGUCCCUAAUAUAGAUUAAUAUCUUUAUAAAGGUAAUGUAGAUGUUUCUUUAGUAUUUAAUGUUCAAUUUGAAUUUGGCAAUAUAAUAAUAAUAAAUUAUUUAAAAUCUUGAAUUAUGAAAACUUUUGUUUUAAUUUGUCAUAAUAGGUUAUUUAUAUUUUUAUGUGAGUUCAAUCUAAAAUGAAUUAGGUCAGUUAUAUCAGUGCUUCGAUCAAAUAUGUGGAUAGGGACUAGAUUUAGUGUUCAAUAUCCAAUCGAGCGAAGGAUUGUAGCAGAGUCAAUUUACUCAAUGGGGCAUUAAACAUCUAUAACGAUAUUGUGAUAAUAUUCAAGAAAAAUAGAUCGUAUCAUGAUAUUAUCACGGAUAAUCUACAAAUCCGCGAUCCGAAGGAGCUUCAAUUAUAAUAUUUAAAUGUAAGCGCUUUGCGAUAUCUAUUCUUUGUCAUAGUCCGCUAUCGCAACAACGUUCUAGUGAGAGAUCUGUGGACGAUACCGAAUGACGCCCUAUCGAUGAUGUUAACGGCCAUAACAAAAAUAAUAUACAAGAGUUUAUUCUCCUUUUUGUUUGAAAAAAAAAAAUAACUUUCAUCGUGUGAUUUUGCUUUCUAGUUAUAUUUAUACUUAUAUUAAAAUGGGUAUAUUAUUUCAUCUUUUCUGUUGCUAUUUAUGAAUACGGUGAUUAUAAGUUAGUUAAUUAAAAAUAAAUAAUGCUUUUGCAACAUUUACACAAUGGUACCAUAUAUAUUCAAAUUUUGAAAUUAUUAUUUGUUUCCUUUCAUAAAAAAAUAUUCUUGCCGUUUUUUAAGAUCUAGUAGAUAUGUGAUCGAAUAUUAAGUGGAACUAACAAUGCAGUACACUUGUAUGUCAGACUUAGAUAUAUUAUGUAUAGACUUAAAUAUAUUUCGAUAUAUUAUGAACUGAUGCUAUGUAAUAUAAUAAUGUAGUAACCUAAUAGUUUUUAUACAAAUUCAGAAAUAAAAUACUUAAGUAAU